Lynx canadensis (Canada lynx) is the source of this 3017-nucleotide messenger RNA. RefSeq names its product UBX domain protein 10 (gene UBXN10). NCBI's taxonomy places the organism in Eukaryota, Metazoa, Chordata, Mammalia, Carnivora, Felidae. The transcript is spliced from 2 exons. The record is from RefSeq and is a predicted model, not a curated record. Gene Ontology annotation, molecular function: protein binding. The coding region runs from base 76 to 924 and encodes 282 amino acids.
CGCCGGCUGUUUACCAGCGGGACACGGCCAGGCGACCGCAGCGGAUGGACCAACGGCGAGGGGUCUUGAGAAGCAAUGGCCACGGAAGCCCCGGUGAACAUAACUCCCCCUGAACGCAACGCUGUUGGCCGCACAGCAGCUGACAGCUUCAUCUGGCAGCCAGACUCCAUAAACAUGCACCUCACCAGGCCCAAAUCCGCCAAGGGACGGACGCGGCCGAGUCGGCACAAACCGCAGGACGCGGCGCUGUGCUCUCACCGCGCGCCGGCUUCUCUGCCUCCAGCCAUUCGCUGUGAGUCGCCAAGCAGCCAGAAGCCAGGAGCCUGUGCACCCAAAUCUCCAAACCCGGGAGCUCCCGAUGAGAUCCCUGAGCUGCUGCAACAGAUGCCCCUGGGGGCUUCCUCUUCCCUCAAUAAAUACCCAGUCCUUCCUUCCAUCCACAGGAAGACGCUGGAGGAGGGGGCCGUGGAGACUGUCGCUCGAAAGGCCAGCUCCCUGCAGCUGAGCAACACCCAGGCUCUGUACCGAGAGGAGGAGACCGCCACUGUGAAGACAAGUGAAGAAGGUCCCAGAGCUCCAUCUUGUUCCCCAGAGAGGAAAGCCAUUGGCCGAGCCAGGAGACAGGCCUCCUCCAGGGCUGGAGACCUGAAGGAGCCAUCAGAAGGGGAGCCACGGCUGCUGCUUGCGGUCAGGUCGCCGUCGGGCCGAAGGUUCGUUCGCUAUUUCCGGCCAACUGAUGACUUAUCCAGCGUUGUGGCCGUGGCUGAACACGAGGACCAGGCUGCCUACCACCACUGCAGCAUUGAAACAAUGGAGGUACCCCGGAGACGUUUCUCUGACCUCACCAAGUCUCUGCAGGAGUGCAGGAUCCCCCACAAGUCGGUGCUGGGCAUCUCACAGGAAGAAGGGGAGGAGUGGCCCUGAGCCCACAGCCACCCAGCUGGGGCCCUGGGUCUCUGAGUAACGGGCACGCUUGGGUGCUGUGACCUCCCAGGCAGCUCGGUUCCAAGUGCCAUGUGAACCUGCUGCCGCUGUGAUCGUUGGGGCUCCCUCUCCACGGCAUCUCCUUUGGAAGCAGCGAAAUUUGUACAUGCACCCGGGGCACUGAGAAGGUUCUCCUCCAGUUCUUCAAUCCUUCCCACCCCUGGAGUGAACCGGCAGGUUUCCAGGGACGUUCCUGAAACUGCUGUGACCAGGCCUCCUCCUCCCCAGAGUUCUGGGUCCUUUCAGGAGCACCUGCCUGCCUUCCCAACGAACCCUCCCUCUCUUGAAGCCAGUGGUUUGCCUUUCUGUAUUUGAUGCAGGAUUAAACACUUCCCAGAGAGGCUUCUAGUCUGGUAAAUAACCAGGGCUCAGGAAAUGUCGAACUGGCAUUUGUAUUUCUUGCAAGCAUCUUUAAGAAACUGGCAGUUGACGCUAUCUUAGAAGCAGCAACUGUGCUGGGAUCGGGUGGCUAGAGUUUCUUGGGGAUUACUGUUUGUGUGAUGUGGCUUCAAAGGAAAGACUUGCUAAUACAAAUCCCCCAACACAUCGGCAUUUCUGAAAUAGUCUUGGAGCUAGAAAGUAAAUUGCGUCCACAACCAUGGAUUAGCCCAGUAGCUACUUUUAAAUAGAGACUAAGUAGGUUUGCAAAUAUUGGUAACUACUCUAUGUAUGCAAAACUCUUCCCAAACAGAAAGGCCAGUGUAAUCUGAUUGCCCUUUCAGAUUUCCCUUUCUGAUUUCCCUUUUUGUCACUCUCGGAAUCUUUUGUUUUUAAAUCAUAUAAAUCUACAAGUCUGUGCAUGUUUGCGCUGAAGGCCCCCUUGGCUUAUCUGGGUGGGGAUACAGAUUUUUAUCUCCCGGGUGUCUCAUCUACUUCAAACAUGGAGACUCCCUAGAUCGAGGACAGCGGUGCCCCUGUUCUGUGAUCUGGUAACCUCCAGGGGACAAGGGUGCCUCGGGCGGGUGUCACUGUAUUGCACCUGUUGCUAGAGACCACGUGCCUAAGGGUCUGUCUGACUGGCAUGAAGUGCAUCUGAAUGCCUCAGCCCGUAGCUGUGCUCUAGAGCAUAGAGUGUUGGUUUUCCAACUCUCAAGUGGUAACGCGGACAAUUUGCCAAAGUUCUCUUGUAUUGGGAGCUUAGCGAGACUUCCACCUCUCAUCUGGAUCCUCUUUACGGCCAAAUCACCCUUCAGGGCAGGGAAACAUGUCCCUCAAGAGCUCAGCCAUCAUGAAGCCCCGAAUACCGAUGUGCUCCCUCUGCUCCUGGGUCCACAGAGAAGGCAGGAGUUCUAGAAGCAUAUCAGUGUUUCAGCCUCAGCAACAAGUGCAUCUUGUGCCUAGAUAAGGAACGUGGCUGGAUUCGUUACUUCCAGCAAAUCGCUACCAAUUAGCACCAACGCCGUUUCCUCUCAAGAAGGCUCGCCUUGUCCUAACUGCAUCCCACACCACCCAGAUCACCGGAGAGUGGGUUAUUUCUGAACACGGGGUAAAAUUUCCCAAUCCCGUCUCGGCUGCAAAGGUCAGCUGGGGCUUUCAGGGCCUUGGGCAAGCCCACACAACUGGUCCCCUCUCCCAAUCACUGACCGUGGCAGAAGGGACUGGCGGCUCAAGCCUGGUAAUCACAGUACAGGAAAGUACGGGACUUUCACCUCCCACCCAGGACUCAGGCACAUAUCUGCCUCUGAUCUAGGAGGCUGGGAGAAGAGCCUCCCACAAAAUCACACCUACUCUGUGUGUAAGAAUAAAAUCCCACCCACCUGGGACUCGGUAAUUUCUCCAGGCAGGAAAUCUUUGGAAAACUUCAGUGAGACGGAGCAUGCUCGAGGGAGUUAGAAUCUUCUGCACUUAGGGGUGUGCUGCUAUUUAGCUAGAAUUUGGGGGUGGCAAAAACAAAGUGGAAGGCAUGAAACAGAAAUAUUUUAGGGUAUUUUAGGACAUGUGAAUAAAGCUAGAUCUGAGACACCUUAAUCAACUUUUUUUUUUUUUUUUGGACGAAAGGCUACAAUAAAAAUCGAUUUGUGUGAAACUGAGUC